This is a messenger RNA of Bursaphelenchus xylophilus (pine wood nematode), 665 nucleotides long. The record is from the annotation of a GenBank genome assembly. Lineage: Eukaryota; Metazoa; Nematoda; Chromadorea; Rhabditida; Aphelenchoididae.
AUGGAUGCAUUCUGGGAAGUCGUCUCCUUCUGGACUCUUCAAUCGAUCAUCCUAAUAUCAAUAACAUUCUUUUGUGGAUCAAAUAAGGUAUAAGGACAUCUUGAAUCGGAUUAAAUAAUUAUAUUUUAUUUUUUGCGGGAACUUUCUUGUAUUUAGAAAUCCAAACCUCCGGCUACUACUCCAAAUGGAGGGAUUCCCACUGCUCCCAAUCAGCCAAAUCCAAACGAUCCAGGCAAAAAAAGUGAAAAUGUUCCAGGCAAAGGUGAAGAGGAGAAAAAAUCGAAAAAAGAUGGAGACAAAAAGGAGAACGAAAAGAAAGAAGAUAAGGGAAAAAAGGAAGAAAUGAAAGAGCAGAAAAAAGAAAACAAAAAAGAUGACAAGGACGUAAGAGCAGAUCCAUUUACUAAACGUAACAUUCCAGAAGCCCCGAUCUGCCGUCGCUGUUCCCACAGUGAGGCCAGCCCCAAACACGGACAAAGGAGGAGACAACGAAAAAAAUCUGGUCUCGAAUCCAAUCGUCAGCAAUGUCACCGAAUUGGUAAACAUUUUAUAGUCUUCGUUUUGUUAUUUAUAAUAUUUUACAGUAUCCCACAGUGGUCAAGAAUGUGGAAGAUCUGCCCAUUGAGAAGACCCAAGCGUCCGUUCAAAAUUCUGCAAAGAAAUGA